AUGAAUUUGCUAAUUUCUUUAUUGCUAUUAAGUAUUUCCUUAGUAUUAGGGUCAUCUCCAAGUGGUGGAUAUGCUCCAGGAAUCGUUCAAUGUCCUAUCAAUUCCAAUUCCAAUUCAAGUUCAAGUUCGAGUCGGAAUACAACUUUUUCAUUUAUCCGUGAAGCCGAUUCCAUAUCUGAUUUAGAAAAACAAUGGAUUAAACAAAGACAAUUAAAAGUUAACAAAUCUUUAAUUGAAUUUUUAAAAUCAGCCAAUUUAUCAAAUUUUAAUCCUCAAAAUUUCAUUGAUGCAAAAGAUUACCAGGGGAUUAAUUUAGGUUUAGCAUUUUCUGGUGGGAGUUAUCGUGCCAUGCUUAAUGGUGCUGGUCAAUUAAUGGCAUUAGAUUCAAGAUCAUCAUCAUCUCCUUCAGAGUCAGGAUCAGGAUCAGGAUCAUUAGGAGGGAUUUUACAAAGUGCUAAUUAUAUUGGUGGAUUAUCUGGUAGUUCUUGGUUACUUGGAUCAUUAGCAAUGCAAGGAUGGCCAACUGUCGAAGAAGUUGUUUUUGAAAAUCCCCAUGAUGUAUGGAAUUUGACUAGUUCUAGACAAUUGGUCAAUCAAACGGGAUUAUGGACUAUUGUGUUCCCCGUCAUGUUUGAUAAUAUGAAUAAGGCAUUAAGUCAUAUGAAUUUUUGGGACAAUAAUGCUGAUGGGAUUAAAUUUGAUUUAGAAGCCAAAGAGAAAGCUGGGUUUGAAACUUCUUUGACCGAUGCAUGGGCAAGAGGUUUAGCUCAUCAAUUGUUUCCCAAAGGUAAAGACAAUUAUGGUAGUAGUGAAACUUGGAGUGAUAUUAGAAACAUUGAUGCAUUUGCCAACCAUGACAUGCCUUUCCCCUUUGUUACAGGAUUAGGAAGAAAACCAGGUACAACGGUUUAUAAUUUGAAUUCUACUGUUAUUGAAAUGAAUCCAUUUGAAUUUGGUUCUUUUGAUCCUUCAUUGAAUACAUUUACUGAUAUAAAAUAUUUGGGUACUAAUGUUAGUAAUGGUGUCCCCGUUGAUUCAUGUGUUAAUGGUUUUGAUAAUUCUGGUUUUAUUGUUGGAUCUUCAUCUUCCUUGUUUAAUCUGUUUUUGAAUACUUUGGUUUGUGAUAAUUGUAAUUCAUUGAGUUCUGUCAUCAAAUGGAUACUCAAAAAAUUCUUGACUUAUUUAUCUAAAGCUCAUGAAGAUGUGGCUCUUUACAAACCAAAUCCAUUUUUCAAUUCCCAAUACGCCAAAUCGGAUAAUAUCACUACCAGUGACACAUUAUAUGUUAUAGAUGGCGGGAUUGGAGGUGAAGUUAUACCAUUGUCUACAUUAAUGGUAAAAGAAAGAGCUUUAGACAUUGUGUUUGCCUUUGAUAGUGAUACCAACACCAAAACAAAUUGGCCAGAUGGAUCAGCAUUGAUUUCAAGCUAUGAACGUCAAUUUUCUCAACAAGGGUCUUCUAGUAUUUGUCCUUAUGUCCCCGAUACGAAAACAUUUUUGGAAAAAGGGUUAACUGCAAAACCAACAUUUUUUGGAUGUGAUGCCAAAAAUUUGACUGCAUUAGAGAAAGAUGGUGUUAUCCCUCCAUUAGUGGUUUAUUUUGCCAAUAGACCUUAUGAAUAUUAUUCAAAUGUUAGUACAUUUGAUUUGACAUUUACUGAUGAACAGAAAAAGGGUCUUAUCAAGAAUGGAUUUGAUGUUGCCACCAGAUUAAAUGGAACCAUUGAUCCUGAAUUUAAAAGUUGUAUUGCUUGUGCUGUUAUUAGAAGAGAAGAAGAAAGACGUGGUAUUGAACAACUGGAUCAAUGUAAGAAAUGUUUCAAAAAUUAUUGUUGGGAUGGUACUUAUGCUAGCGGACCUGCUGAAAAUUAUGUCAAUUUUACUGAUUCAAGUUUAACUAAUGGAAGCACAGUCUUUUAUGGUAAAGCAGACGCAAAAGUUUCUUCAUCAAAAGGUGGAUUGUUUGGAUUCUUGAAAAGAGAUACUCAAAACAACGAUGAGAAAGAAGAAUUUAUCGGUGUUGUACGUGAAAGUAACUCUGAUAGUUUGAAAUUAUCCAAAUAUUUAACAAUUGCAUCAUUAUUUGCUUUGUAUUUGGUAAUUAUGUGA
Candida albicans SC5314 is the source of this 2109-nucleotide messenger RNA. It is a transcript of the gene PLB4.5, whose product is annotated as Plb4.5p. Gene Ontology annotation, biological process: glycerophospholipid catabolic process. The transcript has a single exon. The coding region runs from base 1 to 2109 and encodes 702 amino acids. NCBI's taxonomy places the organism in Eukaryota, Fungi, Ascomycota, Pichiomycetes, Serinales, Debaryomycetaceae. Gene Ontology annotation, molecular function: A2-type glycerophospholipase activity. Gene Ontology annotation, cellular component: plasma membrane; intracellular membrane-bounded organelle; extracellular region. The record is from RefSeq and is a predicted model, not a curated record.